UGAGGACUGAUGAUGAUGAUGUGUUGUGUAGGUACAAGGUGUCCGCGUCCCCGCUGUCCAAGCAGCUGCCCUCCCUGGUGUUGUUCCAGGGCGGGAAGGAGGUGAUGCGCCGCCCCCAGGUGGACAAGAAGGGAAGAGCCGUGUCCUGGAGCUUCACUGAGGAGAACAUCAUCCGAGAGUUCAACCUGAACGAGCUCUACCAGAAAUCCAAGAAGCUCAACAAGAGCAAAGGAGACAAGCUCAUGCAGUCCAAGUUCCCCCCCGUCCCCGAAGAGGACGAGCCCGAGCAGCCUGGGACCCCCGCUGAGGAGGGCGUGGUUGAGUCCAAGAAGGACAAAUAAGAUGGAUUGUACCACUCAGCUUGAGUUCCCCCCUGUCCCCUCAGUGUUCAGGUGUGGAUCAUGGUGUGCAUGAAAACAGCCACAGUAGCCCCCGCCUCUUUAACACUAGACCCCCAUAUAACCCCCGAUACAGCAGCUCUAUAAAGAUACAGAGCUGCAGAGGAGACUAGUUUCUGGGGGGGUGCUAAAACCUGCUCCAGUAUAUUUCAUUGUAAGCCCCCCCCCCCUGUGUGAGGGUUGAAGGGAUGCUCUGGCUCUGUCCCUUUAUAGCUGUGAAUCUGAGUGAGGCGGGACUUCUUACUAACUGGCAGUAAGGAAGCACAGAAUGUGAUGCUACUUUGUUGUUCUACAUUUGUAUUCAACUAAUUUAAUUAGAGUAGAUUUUUGAUGAUUUUCUGAAUAACUGUACAUUAAUGUAAACACAAACAAUACAUUUCCAGUGAUUGGAGCGCUGGUUACACGUUAACAUGAGUCGGGUGGUGACGGAACUCAGAACCAGCUGUUGCUUUGUAUUCGGUGUACAAGCGUUCUCUUUUAUACUGAUGUUUUUUACUUUUCUUUUGCCAACAAGCUCACCUUUAUUUUUCUGUUGUUAGUUAUACGCGCUCAGUGGUACUCCGUGUUCUACAGUUUAUCGCUUUGGUUACAAUAACUGUUCUAAAUGACUAUUGUUUUGUUGACAACAUCCUCAGGAUGAAAAGCAGCAUAACUGAACAGUUUUCCUCUGGGAGAUGCUAUUAUGGUCGGUCUCUCCGGCACCGUCAUGCUGCUGUGUGCACAGAGACUGUCCUGCACACUGAUUGGCUGAAUCCUGAUACUGUUGUCAGGUUAGCAUCAUGAUGUAUUUGUGCAGUCUGUUCCUAAUAACACACUUCCUCUUUACUCUAGAUUUAUUUCACAUAAUUUCCCGCUAACAUUCCUCAUCAUGAUUUUGAGCUUUUUUCCUCUUGUAGUAAACUGUUAACAUACGCAUACAGGAAGUGUUUGAAUGAGCUUUUUGAGACACUGUGACUUUAUUCCUUAAUCAUUUUUUAAUAAUUUUGUAUUGUACGCUUAUUGUGAUUUUGAUUUGACCUUUUGUCAUGUUGCAUUUCAUUUGAGCUGCAUUCCAAGGCUGUGUGAAUCUGCUGCUGUAUAUGAAGGGAGGAGCCUGUUUGUUUUUCAUGCAAUAAAACAAUGUGUACAUGAA
Notothenia coriiceps (black rockcod) is the source of this 1530-nucleotide messenger RNA. RefSeq names its product thioredoxin-related transmembrane protein 2-B-like. The transcript is spliced from 2 exons. The record is from RefSeq and is a predicted model, not a curated record. Lineage: Eukaryota; Metazoa; Chordata; Actinopteri; Perciformes; Nototheniidae. The annotation marks the transcript as partial.